AUCCUUGCUUCGUUCGUUCCUGCGGGCAAACAUUGGUUUCUCUCCUUAGCCAAGCCUUCGCCUGCUUGAACACUUGCAAAGAUCAAACGUUAUUUUUUUUUCUUAAUUUAAAAAAAAAAAAAAGGAAAUGGAAAACUCAAAACCAAAUGUUAUUGUUCCCUAUCAUGAUCCCACUGCCGACGACCAGCCUAGCGCGGAACAACUUUUAGAUUUCGGUAACGAAGACGCUCCGUCGCUGGGUUACGACAGAAACCUGGGGUUUGAUCAAAAUGCUCAAGUUCCUAGGCCGAGUAACAUUAAUCCUUUGCCGAAUUCGGGUCAAGAUGUUGUCGUCGGUUCGUAUACUCUUGUCCCGAUCUCGGCUCCUGUUUUUGGUCCAUUUGAUACUAGGUUUGCUAGUUCAAGCAGAUCCGGGCCGCCUUCAACCAAUUUCAUGCCUGUUCCUCCGGGUCAGCAUCUUGCCGAUCCGACCAAUCUUGGGGCGAGUCCGAGUAAUGUUGUUCCCGGCUUGAAUAGCAAUGUCAAUUCUGGAGGGCAUUUCUCAGGCAAUGACGGUGGAAACUGUUAUGAUAAUCCACAAGGUGGUGCUGAUUUCGGGAAUCCGAUUACACUCCCGAUUUGGCCAAUUCUUCCGUCACCUUAUUCUUGUUCUGGUUGUCAAACGCUUCGAGAAAUUAUCCACACUAAUGGGGUAACCAUAACAAACUUGGAAAUUCAUGGACGACUCGGGACAAACAUCACCCAUGCAAUUCUGGAUACGUACGACUUUAAUUAUUCUUCAGAAAACCAUACGUAUCAAAUGUUUGACUUUUCCAACGAGAGCAUCGACAGCAUAAAGAGUUUCUUACUCCAGUACUGUGAAUAUCGAAGGUUGGAAGGUUUUUCUUUGGUAGAAGAUCCUCUAACCGUUUUUUUCAAGGCGUUAUUGAUUGACAUUGAUGAUGUGGAGAACCAAAUUCCUUAUCUUCCCCAACCAACUGCAAUGGAUACAGAUAAUGACACAAUGCCACAGCAAGAAGUUACACCAAGCCAACUAAAUCCCACAAGUAAUCCCACGGGAAACGUCAACGACAAUCGCCAACAGUAUCCGGCGAGUGAUGCAAGUGGGAAUGCCAUCGAUCAUCGUCAACAAAAUCUCAGACAAGGAGGACGGGGCAAGUCUCCGUUAGCAAUUCAGAGGGAAAGAACGAAGAGGUUGAAGAUGAAAGAUUUCGCAAAAUACCUACAUCUUACUAUAGAAGAAGCUGCUAAGAAAAUGGAAGUUUGCCCUACUGUGAUCAAGAAGAAAUGUCGACAAGCUGGAAUAGGAAGAUGGCCUUACAGAAAGAUAAAAGGUUUUAAAAGGAUGAUAUCAAUCAAGAAACAACAGUUAGCUAAUGCCAGAACUGAUGAAGAAAGGAAUUCAAUCAAAGAAGAAAUAAAGAUGUAUGAGAAAGCAGUGUCUGACUUAUAUCUGGCAGUUCUACGUCACUGAGAUCGAUCAACGCAGUAGCAUUUGAACAAUGAAGGGUGGAAGAAUUCGUUGAUGGACUCUCGAAAUUCAGUUUUUUUUUUCCUUCUUUUUUUUUUUUUUUUUUGUUUCCGAUCGGAUGUUGGUGUCUUUUUGGGGGAUUGAAUGUUGGUGUGUCUUCUAAGAUCGAAGAACAUAUAUUUGGUCUUUAAUUAUUAUUCAAUUCAAUUUUAUCAUUGUUGUGCUUUGAAUGGGAACAUAUAUGGC
Molecule: messenger RNA, 1717 nt
Organism: Oldenlandia corymbosa var. corymbosa
Lineage: Eukaryota; Viridiplantae; Streptophyta; Magnoliopsida; Gentianales; Rubiaceae
Source: the annotation of a GenBank genome assembly